CUUCACAGAUCUCCGCCGGAGAUCGGCCUCACGUCGAUCGCCGAGAAAUUUCUUCUUUCUCCCCCCUAAUUCCUUUCUGUCUUAUGAAGAUUGUCGACCCCAAGAAGCUGUUACCUCCGGAUCCGCCGGGUGAGGUUGUGGAAAUUGCUCUCGGCUUGGAUUCGUCUUCCUCGUCUGCAAUCCCUCAGAUCUCUUCGUCUCAAGCUCCAGCGACUCAGAUCUCUUCGUCUCCGGCCCCAGUUACUCAGAUCUCUCCGCCUCUAGGUCCUGUAGCUCAGAUCUCUUCGUCUACAGCUACGGCUGUUCAGGAUCCUUCAUCGAUUGCUAUAGUGUCUCAGAUUCAUGAUUCCAAGUCCUCGCUUCCUGAAGCAAUUCCUUCUACCGCGGCUCCUUCUUACGCUCAGCGGUUCAAGGCUUCGCUAAGGAAUCUCAGAAAAAUUCACUCGCCGGUGGUUCUAGAAGAUGGAGCCCCAGUUGUUCAAGCCCCAGCCUCAGUCUUGCUAAGAACAGCGGACCAAUGGAAGGGUCACAUAGUGGCUAAGUUCCAUGGAUUAAUUCCACCCUCGUCGAAGAUUUACUCGGAUUUGAACCCAGCCUGGGGGAAGUUUGGUAAUAUAGUCGUCCGAGCAGUCUCUGAUACUUCAUGCCUCAUAUUGAUUCCGUGCUUGUCUACUCGGGAAUGGGUGCUUCAAGUGGGAUACUGGCAGGCAGGUAAUUGUGCCUUCAACGUUUAUCCGUGGUCGGCUGAUGGUUCUUUGGAAAUGCACGACCUAGAAACAGCUCCAACUUGGGCGGUCUUGGAGAAUGUCCCACCGCAGAUGUAUUCCUUAGAUGGAAUAAGUGUUAUAGCAAGUGCGAUAGGAGAGCCUCUUCACACCGAAAAAUCCCGCCUUGAUCCAUACUAUUUUGGCAAUACCAAGGUGAAAGUGGAGAUUUCCCUUGACGUUGCUCCUCCGACGGUUAUCAUCGUCAAAGAUAAUCAAUUGAACUCAGUAAAGGUGAAGGUGUCAUAUCCGAGGCUUCCCCCGAAGUGUUGCAAUUGUUUAAGAUUUGGACACUUGCUAAAUCGGUGCCCAAAACCUUUGAUGAAAAGACAACGGGGUAGUGAUGCAGUCAAGGGGUUGACUCCAAAGGGAACUGCUGUUGCAAACACUAAUACUUGUCUGGCUGACAAGGGUGGUAGUUUAAAGACGGUAGAGAUUGGUGAUUCUAGUGGUGAGAAUCGGUCUCAAUUGUCAGCGAGUUCUAAGAGAUCAAACAAGAGAACCAAGGCACGAGCUGCAGCGAGAAGGAAGUCUAAGGAGAGGAGUAGGAGUAACCCUCAUGUGGACAGAGUUGUGGCUCAUAAGCGGGAUGAGUUGAUGUCCGUUAAUACUCAGGAGUUAGUGAAAAAGUGGAUUAAGGAGAGUCAGGAGAGGAAGGUUAGUGAUUCUCAGAACGGGUCUGGUGAAUCAAAGAUUGAAGUGCUUAAUGACUCUGUGCAAGAGUGGACUGUUGUUGGUGUGAAAUCCAAAGGCAAAGGAAAAGCUAAGGAAAAAAAAGGGAAUAGCCACAACAAGAAUUCUUUUGGUGAUUUGAAUAAAGGUAUUCCGGGGAUGAAAAGCUCGAAGAAGCUUGCAAAGCUAGAGGCAAAGAUGAUGUUUGUAAAGAAGCCAGCAAGGGAGCCUUACAAGAAGAAAAGUGCCAGUAUAUCCCCUAUUGACUCGCCAGUAGUAUCCUCAGGAUUGAAUGGCCACUCUCGCCAGAGUUUUUUGAGAAGUUGGAUAGUGAAGAAUAGGCCUUCCCUGGGGUGUAUUCUGGAAACGCAUGUCUCUGAGGAGAAUGCAAGUCAGGUUUUGCGGUCUACCUUCCCUGGUUGGAGAGGGGAGAUGAAUUACCAGCUCGCUGAGAAUGGAAGAAUUUGGGUUAUUUGGGAUCCGGCUAUCUCAGUAAUUUGCUUCCACAAGUCGGCGCAGUGUAUGUUGUGUGGAGUGUUUGUUCCAGCAACAGGGGAAAGUUUUUCUGUGGCAUUUGUGUACGCCUUUAAUACAGUGGUUGAGAGACGUGAUCUAUGGAGGGAGCUGACCAAUAUUGUCCAGAACUCUCCAGCUAAUCAGAGACCAUUGGUAGUUAUGGGGGAUUUUAAUCAAAUAUUAACUGCAAGUGAGCAUUACUCGGUUUUACCUCAUCACUUGCCUCUUGCAGGCAUGAGUGAGCUUCAGACUUUUUUGGGGGAUAAUGAACUGGAUGAUUUGCCUAGUCGAGGAGUUUUCUUUACUUGGUCUAAUGGUAGACAGGAAGACCCCAUCAUAAGGAAACUUGACAGAGUGGUAGUGAAUGAGUCUUGGAGGGAUUCUUUCCCAGAGUCACUUGCUGUGUUUGAUCCUCCUGGGGAUUCUGACCAUGCCCCAGCUUUAGUGUCUUUGAGUUCCACUAUUGAAAGGAGUAAAAAGGCAUUCAAAUAUUUUUCCUUCUUGUCUACUCACCAUAGAUACAAGGAGGUUAUCCGGACUGCUUGGCAUCAGGAGGUGUCUGUGGGAUGUAAGUUGUUUACCUUUGGGCAGAAAAUGAAAAAAGUGAAGGCUGCUUGCAGGGAGCUAAAUAGGGAGGGCUUUGGAAAUAUUCAGCAGAAAACAAAGGAAGCGUUGGCUCAGUUAGAACUUGUUCAAGAGGAGUUGUUGAGUAACCCGUCUGAUUCCUUGUUCAGGGAGGAGUUUGUUGCAAGAAAAAAGUGGAACUUCUUCGCUAAAGCUCAGGAGACUUUCUACAUGCAGAAGUCAAGAAUUAGGUGGACUAAGGAUGGGGAUGCAUGCACUGCUUUUUUCUUUAAAUCAGUCAUUGCUAACCAGGGGAGAAAUUCAAUAAAAUAUCUGAGAGGGGAUGAUGGUGAGAGGAUUGAAAAUUCAGAUCAGAUAAAGAAUAUGCUUCUCUCCUACUAUAAAAAUCUCCUUGGCACAGAAAACUCAGGAGUUACUCCGCCUUCUGUUGAGGAUAUUAAGAAUCUGCUUCCCUUUAGGUGUGACUCUUCUUUAGCCUCUCAAUUGUUGAAGGUUCCGUCUAUGGAAGAAAUCAGAGAUACUGUUUCUACUAUGCCGCGGAGAAAAGCUCCUGGUCCUGACGGUUUUCCAGUGGAAUUCUUAUGGGAAUCUUGGGAACAGGUGGGGAAGGAAACAGUGGAGGCAGUUCAAGAAUUCUUUAUGAAUGGUUAUCUACCAAGGAUCUUCAAUGCUACUGCUAUUACUCUGAUUCCUAAGGUUCAAGGGGCAGAUACUUUAACCCAAUUUCGUCCUGUAUCUUGCUGCACUACUGUAUACAAGAUCAUUGCGAGACUCCUGAAGAAUAAACUCAAGUUAUUCAUCUCUGAUGCAGUCCAAGGAAGCCAGGUGGGCUUUGUUCAAGGUAGACAUUUAUGCGAGAAUGUACUGCUUGCUUCUGAGUUGGUUUCGGACUUCCAUGCUUCUUGAAUCACUUCUAGAGGCUGUCUUCAGGUGGAUUUGGCAAAAGCAUAUGAUAACCUGAAUUGGCAAUUCUUGGAAAAUGUGCUUAAUGCCAUCGGGCUGCCAGAUAAAUUUGUGGGUUGGCU
Molecule: messenger RNA, 3562 nt
Organism: Arabidopsis arenosa
Lineage: Eukaryota; Viridiplantae; Streptophyta; Magnoliopsida; Brassicales; Brassicaceae
Source: the annotation of a GenBank genome assembly